Messenger RNA from Nothoprocta perdicaria, 437 nucleotides. RefSeq names its product ATP synthase peripheral stalk subunit F6 (gene ATP5PF). The transcript has 3 exons. The record is from RefSeq and is a predicted model, not a curated record. Gene Ontology annotation, molecular function: proton transmembrane transporter activity. NCBI's taxonomy places the organism in Eukaryota, Metazoa, Chordata, Aves, Tinamiformes, Tinamidae. Bases 11 to 334 code for a protein of 107 amino acids. Gene Ontology annotation, biological process: proton motive force-driven ATP synthesis.
CACCUUCGCCAUGAUCCUGCAGCGGAUCCUGCRCCUCUCGGCCGUGCUGCGCGCCGCCGCCGCCGCGCACCUGCGCAGGAACAUCGGCCUCUCGGCCGUCGCCUUUAACAGGGCCAAGGAGCUYGAUCCGGUGCAGAAGCUCUUCUUGGACAAGAUCCGGGAGUACAACACGAAGAGCAAACAGGCUGGAGGGCCUGUUGAUGUGGGCCCUGAGUUUCAGAAGGACAUGAACGAAUCACUCGCCAGACUCCAGCGGAUGUAUGGUGAGGGAGAUCUAACCAAGUUUCCAGAAUUCAAAUUUGAGGAGCCCAACUUUGAAGAGACACCUAAGUGAUUGCUGCAGGUUGUGAAAGAGCAGCUUCAGUGGAGGUGCUGAAUAUGACAGUGGUUGUAAGUUAAUAAACGUGCUUCAGGUUGAUUUCUGAAGUGUGAAUAAG